AUGAGAUCUUGGCCGGGCCGGGAAGUCUGGUCGGGCGCGGGGCGUUUUGCGGUUCUUCUUCUUUGCAUGUUCCAGCAUGAUGAUGAUGAUGAUGAGGGACGUGGUUCUGCGAUUUCGAAGACGCAGACUUCGGAGCUUGAUGAUGAGCUCCAUGUUGCAAUGCAGGUUGCCAGCCGUCAUGUGUCAUCAUCAGGGCGCUCUGCUUUCAUGCAGCCCUACAACAAGGCCACGGGCGAGUGUGACGCAUUCAGUGCUACACUGUCGGUGCCGAACUUGUCGCAACGACGGGAGGAUCACGAUGUACGGUCGCAAAGUGUCAUCCGCGAGCCUCUUCCAUGGGCCUGGGUCAAGGGAAACGGAGAGCCUGCCUGCUGUGACCGCCCGGUCGCAACACCAAACAUGAAGCAGCGCAGCAUCAAUUGGUGGCUUGGACGUGUGGCAUGUCGAAGCAGCCUGCAGAUUCGUGUGGCUCGCGCUGGCGUGCCUGCGACCAGCGAUAGCGAUGCCACUUUUCGAGUCAAGGAUUGUUCUGUACAUACGGUCAUGGAGCCGCCAGAGACCCUGCAAGCAAGCAAGCAGCAGGGAUGCCAACACCGACUUCACUCGGGACGAGUAUAUGAGCGUGCACGGCAGGAGCCAGUGAGAGAGCACGCCAUGGCGGUGACAGAAUGUGCCGCGUGUAUCAGCUUCUCACGUUGGUGUAAUGCUUUCACGAUUCUCGAAUUGAGGCCGCCGCGCUUUGCGAGCACUCAUGGGCCGCCUGGAUGGUGA
Pseudocercospora fijiensis CIRAD86 is the source of this 771-nucleotide messenger RNA. RefSeq lists its product as uncharacterized. Bases 1 to 771 code for a protein of 256 amino acids. The record is from RefSeq and is a predicted model, not a curated record. NCBI's taxonomy places the organism in Eukaryota, Fungi, Ascomycota, Dothideomycetes, Mycosphaerellales, Mycosphaerellaceae. The transcript has 2 exons.